ACGACAUUGUACCUAUGAGUGUCAGUGAAAUUUUUAUUUGGUGAGUGGAGAUUAUCUUGAAAUAUAUCACUUCAGGUUCCAAAACAUGUUGAUUUUUAAACUGCUUGUUAUAUGGGCAAUUUGGUUCCGCUCCUCUCAUAGUGUUACGCCUGGAGUACUCUUAGCACUAGCUCAUCUGCAGAACCAGAAAGCAAGGAAUAUAGCAAAUGCUCUCAACUGGCGAGCUAAAGCCCAAUACAGUGUAGCACUAGCUAAAGCCAGAGCCAACUUGGCUAAAGUCGGUGACCGUCGCAUUAUCAGAAAUUCCAGAGAGUUUAAUAUCGAUGAUGUACUUGGUAAUGGUCCAGAAACAAAUCCUUUGCUGAAUAAUGAUAAUUUUGAAGGCGUUUCUCAAAUGAAGUUGUCAAGCAACGAAAAUAAUGAAUUUCAUGCAGAUCAGUGGGUUGGCAUACCAGGCUAUCAAAUUGAAAAUGAAGGAGCAGAAGCUGUUACAGAUAAAGAUAUAGAAGUUUAUGACACACCAGAUUUGCCACACCAGAUAUCGAAUGUGCCAAAUUGCGAUAUGCCUUCUUACCAAUGUAAUGGAUUUGAAACCGACUUUUAUCCAGGAACAGAGGGGUGA
This is a messenger RNA of Leptinotarsa decemlineata (Colorado potato beetle), 622 nucleotides long. RefSeq lists its product as uncharacterized. The record is from RefSeq and is a predicted model, not a curated record. NCBI's taxonomy places the organism in Eukaryota, Metazoa, Arthropoda, Insecta, Coleoptera, Chrysomelidae.